AUGACGCAGGAGGAAUGGGGUUGGCUGCAGUUGAUACCAAAACCAAAUCUCAACCACUUUGUCACCGGGUGGAUUGACUGGAACUUGGCCCUGGACAUGAAAGGGGGACCCAACUGGGUGGACAACCCCGUGGAUAGCCCCAUCAUCGUGAACCCCCUCACAGAUGAAUUCUACAAACAGCCCAUGUUCUAUCACCUGGCACAUUUCAGCAAAUUCAUCCCGGAAGGCUCCGUGCGAGUCGCUCUCACUUCCAACUGCUUGUUCGACAGCUGUCAGUUAAAGACCUCAGCUUUCCUGAGACCCGAUGGCACCGCGGUGGUUGUGGUGUUGAACGACCGGUCUGUCAAUAUUUCUUUCGCUAUCUCGGACGAUCAGGUGGGUUCCAUUAAGGAUUCGGCGAGAGCUAACUCCAUCCAAACCUACCUGUGGAGGAGGCCCCUUUGAGGUCCUGAGGCGGGGAAGGUAAUUCGCUACUCGCUCAGGAAGAGCGGCCUCUGCAGAGAAGAGACCUUGUGUCACAGCCCACAACUCACGCAUUGAAGAAGCCGCUCCAGCUAAACCAGUGGAAUGUCAGCCUCAGGAGGCAUCAAACUUGGUUGAUACAACACAGGCACAAUCACAACACCUGGAGCAUACUCAGUCUCCAAUCCCUUGGACAUGGACCGUAGAGCUGAGAGCAGAGCAACGGUGCUCAAUGAGGUUCCUUGUCAAACAAGGGAGUAGCUAUCUU
This is a messenger RNA of Pseudonaja textilis, 730 nucleotides long. The record is from RefSeq and is a predicted model, not a curated record. Lineage: Eukaryota; Metazoa; Chordata; Lepidosauria; Squamata; Elapidae.